AAGGUGUUCAACAUUUUAAUGAAUUCUAAAGUCAUAGUAAAUGAGAGAACUUAGUGUCUGAAACUCGGUCAUAUAUAGCAUUCAGUCUAAUAAUUUAAACAUAUUUUUUCAGUUGAGUUAGGAUUUAUGGACAUCACAACUAAUUUAUAUAAGUAUUUUCUAUAAUUUUUUAUUAGUGAGCACAAGAGAGUUUAUAAAAUACUCAAUCGGUUUUCGAUUAUUAAAAAAAAUUAUAUUUUUGUUUAUCGAAUAACGAUAUAUCUAAUUAGAUGGGAUAUAUUUGUUAUUUAAUGAAAAAAAUAUUAAUUUUUAUUUAUAAUUAGCAAACCAAGAGAGUAGGUAAAAGACAUAAAAGGAAAUUUCAACUCAAUAACAAAAGUUUUUUCUUUUAAUUUUCUUCUAAAAUAAUCAAUAAUUUUUCAUAUUAUUACUUUAUCUAUUUCUCUCUCUUGUUUUCUAUCUAUUUAUAAGUAUAUUAUGUUUUCUUGGAUUAAAAUAUAUUUGUUUUUGAUUGUACACCCAAGUUUAUAAGGCUGAUUCCAAGCAACCCAAUUCAUUUCUCUUCUCUAGAUACAUACCCUUUAUUUUGGAAAAUCUAGGAUAAGAAUAAUCACUACAAAAAGAAAAAAUCUCUACAAAGCUGAAUCACUAGUAACACUAGCUAACAAGAACCUAUUUUCUAUUUUCAAAGAGAUUGUUCAGAACUUUUGUGGUGCUUGAUUGUCAAAAGAAAACAAAGCAAAAAAAAUUCUACUUUGAUGAGUUUUGGUGACAAUAAGUCAGGUUGUGGUGAAAGUGCUAAAAUCAGUUCAGUAUCAGAUAUUGCUUUUAGCAACGGAACAAACCAUAACAACAACUAUAGAAUAAUAAUGCCUUCUAGUGCAAUCUCACAACCUCAUUUAUCAACUCCAACUUUGGUUAAAUCCAUGUUCAACUCACCUGGUCUAUCUUUAUCACUUCAAACAAAUAUGGAAGGACAAGGUGGAGGUGGUGAUAUGAGUAGAUUAAUGGCAGAGAGUUUUCAUGGUUUGAGAAGGAACAGAGAAGAAGAAGAAGAAGAACAUGAAAGCAGAUCUGGUGGUAGUGAUAACAUAGAUGGUGUUUCCGGUGACGAUGCUGCCGACAAUCCACCAAGGAAAAAACGUUAUCACCGACAUACUCCUCAACAAAUUCAAGAACUUGAAUCGAUGUUUAAAGAGUGUCCUCACCCUGAUGAAAAACAAAGGCUUGAACUCAGCAAAAGGCUUUGUUUGGAAACAAGACAAGUUAAGUUUUGGUUCCAAAAUAGAAGAACACAAAUGAAGACUCAAUUGGAGCGCCAUGAAAAUUCACUACUUAGGCAAGCAAAUGAUAAGCUAAGAGUUGAGAACAUGUCAAUAAGAGAAGCAAUGAGGAAUCCUAUGUGCUCAAAUUGUGGAGGACCAACAAUUGUUAAUGAAAUUUCACUUGAAGAACAACAUCUAAGAAUUGAAAAUGCAAGAUUAAAAGAUGAUCUAGAAAGAGUUUGUACACUUGCUAGCAAGUUUUUAGGCCGUCCGAUUACUUCGUUACCAAACUCAAGUUUAGAAUUUAGUUUUGUUGGUGAUCAUAGCAAUACUUUGCCUUCAACAUUACCCUUAGGACAAGAUUUUGGAAUGGUGUCAAUUUCACCACCUUCAACAAUAAUAGCAACAAAUAGUACUAGUAGUAAUGGUUUUGAUAGAUCAAUAGAGAGGUCUAUGCUUCUUGAACUUGCUUUGGUUGCAAUGGAUGAGUUAGUAAAAAUGGCACAAACUAAUGAGCCCCUUUGGAUUAGAAGUGUUGAAGGUGGAAGAGAAAUUCUUAACCAUGAGGAAUAUACAAGGACAAUAAGUACUUCUUCUUGCAUUGGUUUGAAACCAAAUGGUUUUGUUUCUGAGGCUUCUAGAGAAAGUGGUGUUGUUAUCAUAAACAGCUUGGCUCUUGUUGAAACUUUAAUGGACUCAAAUCGAUGGUCAGAGAUGUUCCCUUGUGUGAUUGCAAGAACCUCAACAAAUGAAGUGAUAUCUAGUGGAAUAAAUGGAACCAGAAAUGGUGCUCUUCAAUUGAUGCAAGCUGAACUUCAAGUACUAUCUCCAUUGGUUCCUGUUCGUUUGGUGAAUUUUCUAAGGUUUUGCAAGCAGCACGCAGAAGGAGUAUGGGCAGUGGUUGAUGUGUCUAUAGAUACCAUCACACAAACUUCAGCUGUUGCAUCCACUUUUCUUAAUUGUAGGAAGCUUCCUUCUGGUUUUCUGGUUCAAGAUAUGCCAAAUGGUUACUCCAAGGUGACAUGGGUGGAGCAUACGGAAUACGAAGAAAACCAAGUUCACCAACUUUAUAGGCCCUUGCUAAGCUUAGGCAUGGGAUUUGGUGCACAACGUUGGGUUGCAACCCUACAACGCCAAUGUGAAUGUCUAGCCAUCUUAAUGUCAUCGGCACUUCCAUCUCGAGAACAAUCAGCAAUAAGCUCGGGAGGAAGGCGUAGCAUGCUAAAGCUAGCACAUCGAAUGACAAACAACUUUUGUGCCGGAGUUUGUGCAUCGACGGUCCACAAAUGGAACAAGUUGAAUGCAGGGAACGUGGGCGAGGAUGUUAGGGUGAUGACGCGAAAGAGUGUUGAUGAUCCCGGUGAGCCACCGGGGGUUGUACUAAGUGCAGCAACCUCCGUUUGGCUACCUGCUUCACAGCAAAAAGUCUUCAAUUUCUUACGCAACGAGAGGCUUCGAAGCGAGUGGGACAUACUCUCCAAUGGUGGACCCAUGCAAGAGAUGGCUCACAUUGCCAAAGGACAUGACCAUGGCAACUGUGUCUCCCUCCUACGAGCUAGUGGUAAUAAUUCAAGCCAAAGUAGCAUGUUGAUUCUACAGGAAACAUGCACAGAUGCGUCAGGUUCACUUGUUGUGUAUGCGCCGGUAGAUAUACCUGCAAUGCAUGUAGUAAUGAACGGCGGCGAUUCAGCUUACGUUGCACUUCUUCCAUCGGGCUUUGCCAUCUUGCCUGAUGGAUAUAGCGACGAUAGUGAUAAUCAAAGAGGCGGAUUGCAGCAUAGAGCAAAUGGAUCUCUUUUGACGGUCGCGUUUCAGAUACUUGUGAACAGUCUUCCCACCGCGAAGCUCACGGUGGAAUCAGUUGAGACAGUUAACAAUCUCAUUUCAUGUACCGUUCAAAAGAUAAAAGCAGCACUUCAAUGUGAGAGUUGAAUGUCACAUUACACAAUAAUUCUCAUGUAACUCUAAUUCAAGUGUUGAUUGUAUAAUGUAUUUUGUACAAGUUUUUCUUUUUAACCUAUACCCUCAUAGUUAUAAGCUGAAAUUUAAGAGGAAUUAAAUUUUAAUCUGUGAGAUCUAUUUUUAAAUUUAUAUAAAUCUCACUUAAAUUUCACCUCAAUAACUAAGAGAGUAUUAAAUAUUGUUAUCAUUACUAAUAUUUUUAUUAGUAUGGCAACAAAAAUAAAAGCUUUUAGGCUUCCAAAUUAUUUUGGUCUAUGCAAAUAUGGCCAGUUUUGAUUUUCAUCCCUGUAAAAAAAAUGAUUAUAUCCCUUUAAAAUCUCAAAACAUUUUAAAGAGUCCCUGAUUUAAAAAA
This is a messenger RNA of Trifolium pratense (red clover), 3579 nucleotides long. Its product is annotated as homeobox-leucine zipper protein ANTHOCYANINLESS 2-like. Lineage: Eukaryota; Viridiplantae; Streptophyta; Magnoliopsida; Fabales; Fabaceae. The transcript has 9 exons. Gene Ontology annotation, molecular function: DNA-binding transcription factor activity, RNA polymerase II-specific; lipid binding; DNA binding. Bases 759 to 3197 code for a protein of 812 amino acids. Gene Ontology annotation, biological process: regulation of DNA-templated transcription. The record is from RefSeq and is a predicted model, not a curated record.